AAAUCAAUAAUAAGUAGUUUACUUCUGUCUCCAUCACGUAUGCCUCUAAAGUGAUCUCAUAUAUGGACUCCACGGACUAAUCAGUAGUUAAUUCCAGAACCGUACAAUGAAUGCCUGAGGCAGGGGCUCUGGAUCAUGCACGUCAUUACCCAGACCGGACUAGUGCGGGGGGAAGCUCCCCCGGAAUAAUUGAGGCCCCGAGUCCCGAGGGGGUUCCAUGAUCAUCGACCGUCGCUUGAGAACAACAUAGUCGAGAAGAGGACGUCAGUCAGUCACAAGAGCGUACUAGAGACACUUCGGUGCAGAUUACAUUUCGUCCAAAGCAACGCCUCCAGCAAGGGGUGACAGGCCUUUGCCGUGUGGACGCAAGUCAAACUGGCUUCGAUAUAUAUGCCUUAAAGACGACGUCAUCAAUCCGUUCACUCUGACGCGGACCGUCUCGGGAACUCCGAAAUCAUUAAAGUCUGAACAACAACAUCAUUCUUCCCUUUUCAUUUGAUUGCCCCCGCACUACGUUUAUCGUCAUGUCUCAGUCGGAGAUUCGCGAUGCCCGUCGGCCCUCCCAGGCCGAGAAUCAGACCAUUCUCAAAUCUGAGAUCCCGUUGAAAGAGCGCUUCUUCCGUUACUUCCAACAUGAGAUCACUGCAUUGCAAGAACAGAUGGACCGUCUCGCGGAUACCUCUCUUGUGGGAGGAGAGCGGACGGAUGCGACCGACCACUGCCUAGCUGGCAUUGCCCGGCUGUCCAACGAAGUCAAGGAUGCAGCGAGCUAUAUUCCCACAUAUGACCAGCGGAUAUAUGCGGAAGCGAUCAAGGCCCUCCAAGACAAGCUGGUAGAAACUCGGGCGACGGUCGAGCCGCGUCCUAAGUUCAGCUUCAAGACCAAGAAGAAUGCUUCGGCAAUUUCCUUGUCGGAUGCGGCCAACAUAGUAUACCACGGUCGGAGUAUGCCCGGAUACCUUUCGCCGGGGACAUCCUCCGUGGAUUCAUCUGCCGCGCAGACCCCCAACUAUCCCUCCACACCGUUAAAUGAGCCGGAGCGCAUCCUGCAACCGAGAGCCGAGAUUGCGCCGACUUCUUUCCCAGUCAUUCCCCCGAUCGACGUGGACGAAAGGGAAGAAAAGUCGAAAAACGAGAAGGGCAAGACCUUUGCGGCCACUGCUGUGUCAUCUGUGUCCGUGAACAACCAUGUUGGGCUCCAUAUCAUGCUUCCAUCCUCCGGUUCGACUGCUACGGUGCCGGCCUCUAUCACGUCCUUGCGCCAUUGCGUUGUGGAUAUGUCCAUCCCAACCGCCAACGGAAAGCCCUACGCCAGUCUGACGAUCAAGGGUGUCAAGGAGAGCUUGCUGGUUUGCGGGCAGAUCAAUGGUCCAGCCCACAUCACCGAUGUGGAGAACAGUACUAUUGUAGUCACUUGCCGCCAAUUCCGCAUGCACAACUGUGCCAACGUGGAUGUCUACCUGAGCGCAUCCAGCAAUCCGAUUAUCGAGGAUUGCACCAAUAUUAGGUUCGCCCAGAUACCAAGAGUAUACGCGCUGGACCACGACCACCCGGACAGUGAGGACCACUGGAGCCAGGUUGAAGAUUUCAAAUGGAUCAAGUCAGAACCCAGUCCUAAUUGGAGUUUGAUUCCUCGCGAGAGCGCAGUCCCCGAGGAAGUAUGGGCUGAAAUCGUCCCUGGUGGCCCAGGAUGGUCCCUCGACGACAUUUUACGCGCAAUUAACAUUGUCAACUAGUGACGCCUUUCACACAUGAAAUGGUCAUUUGUGGCUGCAUAUAGGUAUACCAAUGCAAAUGCAAAUAUUCUGUCAUGGGUGAUGAAACGUUGGACGCAGAUAACACCCUUGACUAGGGAUCUCUCCACUACUAAUUU
Aspergillus pseudonomiae is the source of this 1873-nucleotide messenger RNA. RefSeq names its product putative tubulin-specific chaperone c. The record is from RefSeq and is a predicted model, not a curated record. Lineage: Eukaryota; Fungi; Ascomycota; Eurotiomycetes; Eurotiales; Aspergillaceae. Gene Ontology annotation, cellular component: cytoplasm. Gene Ontology annotation, biological process: post-chaperonin tubulin folding pathway; tubulin complex assembly. The coding region runs from base 525 to 1736 and encodes 403 amino acids. The transcript is spliced from 5 exons.